Ustilago hordei is the source of this 2679-nucleotide messenger RNA. RefSeq names its product putative RNR1 - ribonucleoside-diphosphate reductase large subunit. Lineage: Eukaryota; Fungi; Basidiomycota; Ustilaginomycetes; Ustilaginales; Ustilaginaceae. Gene Ontology annotation, cellular component: ribonucleoside-diphosphate reductase complex. Gene Ontology annotation, molecular function: ATP binding; ribonucleoside-diphosphate reductase activity, thioredoxin disulfide as acceptor. The record is from RefSeq and is a predicted model, not a curated record. Gene Ontology annotation, biological process: deoxyribonucleotide biosynthetic process; DNA replication. The transcript is spliced from 2 exons. Bases 1 to 2679 code for a protein of 892 amino acids.
AUGAUCUAUGUAUACAAGCGAGACGGCCGCAAGGAGGUGGUCAAGUUCGACAAGGUCACAGCUCGUAUCUCCAAGCUCUGCUACGGCCUUGACCAGAACUAUGUCGACCCCAUCGAGAUCACCCGCAAGGUCAUCGACGGUAUCUACGAGGGCGUUACCACCGUAGAGCUCGACAACCUCGCUGCCGAAACCGCCGCUUACAAGACAACAACGCACCCCGACUACGCCGUCCUCGCUGCCCGCAUUGCCAUCAGCAACUUGCACAAGGAGACCAGCAAGAACUUCAGCCAGGUCGUACAGGACCUUUACGAGUACGUCAACCCCAAGAAUCGCAGACACAGUCCCAUGAUCUCUGAUGCCACCUACAAGGUCGUUAUGCAGCACAAGGACCAGCUCGACUCGGCCAUCAUCUACGAGCGCGACUUCCACUACAACUUCUUCGGUUUCAAGACCCUCGAGCGAUCCUACUUGCUCCGUAUCAACGGCAAGGUCGCUGAGCGUCCCCAGCACAUGAUCAUGCGUGUUGCUGUCGGUAUUCACGGCCAGGACAUUGAGAGUGCUAUUGAGACGUACAACCUCAUGUCGCAAAAGUACUUUACUCAUGCCUCGCCAACGCUCUUCAACGCCGGUACCCCCCACCCUCAGCUCUCGUCGUGUUUCCUUGUCACCAUGAAGGAUGACUCGAUCGACGGGAUCUACGACACCCUCAAGACCUGUGCCAUGAUCUCCAAGACCGCCGGUGGUAUCGGUCUCAACAUCCAUUGCAUUCGUGGUACCGGCUCUUACAUUGCCGGUACCAACGGUGUCAGCAACGGUAUCGUGCCCAUGCUCCGUGUCUUCAACAACACUGCUCGUUACGUCGACCAAGGUGGUAACAAGCGUCCUGGUGCCUUUGCUAUCUACAUUGAGCCUUGGCACUCGGAUGUCUUUGAGUUCCUCGACUUGCGCAAGAACCACGGUAAGGAGGAAGUUCGUGCCCGUGAGCUCUUCUACGCUCUUUGGGUCCCCGAUCUCUUCAUGAAGAGGGUCGAGCAGAAUGGCGAUUGGUCGCUCAUGUGCCCCAACGAGUGCCCCGGCCUUGCCGACUGCUACGGUGACGAGUUUGAGCGUCUCUACGAGCGCUACGAGGCUGAGGGACGCUGUAAGCGAACCGUCAAGGCCCAGAAGCUCUGGUACGCCAUCCUCGAGUCUCAGACCGAGACCGGUAAUCCUUUCAUCCUCUACAAGGACGCUGCUAACCGCAAGUCCAACCAGAAGAACCUCGGUACCAUCAAGUGCUCCAACCUCUGCACCGAAAUCAUCGAGUACUCUGCCCCCGAUGAGGUCGCUGUCUGCAACUUGGCCUCCAUCGCCCUCCCCACCUUCAUCGACCCUGUUACCAAGGUCUACGAUUUUAAGCGUCUGCAUGAGGUCGCCAAAGCCAUCUGCAAGAACUUGAACAAGAUCAUCGACAUCAACUAUUACCCCGUUGAAGAAGCUCGUCGAUCCAACAUGCGUCACCGUCCCAUCGGUAUCGGUGUUCAGGGUCUCGCCGAUGCAUUCAUGAUCAUGGGGUAUGCCUUCGAGUCCCCUGAGGCGCGUCGUUUGAACGUGCAGAUCUUCGAGACCAUCUACCACGCCGCUCUCGAGCGAUCGUGCGAGUUGGCUCAGGAGCACGGCACCUACGAGACAUACCAAGGUUCGCCCGCUUCCCAGGGAGAACUUCAGUACGACAUGUGGGGUGUCACUCCCUCCGACCUCUGGGACUGGGCUUCGCUCAAGGCUAACAUCGCCAAGCACGGUCUUCGUAACUCACUUUUGUUGGCACCCAUGCCCACUGCUUCGACCAGUCAGAUCUUGGGCUUCAACGAGUGCUUCGAGCCCUACACUUCCAACAUCUACUCUCGUCGUGUACUUGCUGGUGAAUUCCAGGUCGUCAACCCCUGGUUGCUCCGCGAGUUGGUCGAACAGGGACUUUGGAACGACACAAUGAAGAACCGAAUCAUCGCUCACGGUGGCUCCAUCCAAAACGUCCCCGGUAUCCCCGACCGUAUCAAGAAGCUCUACAAGACUGUCUGGGAGAUCUCGCAGAAGGCCAUCAUCGACAUGGCCGCCGAUCGAGGUGCUUUCAUUUGCCAGUCGCAGUCGCUCAAUAUCCACCUGUCCGCUCCUACGUUCGGUCAGCUCACUUCGAUGCACUUUUACGGCUGGAAGAAGGGUCUCAAGACGGGUACCUACUACCUCCGUACCAAGCCAGCAUCCAACGCUGUUCAAUUCACACUCUCCGUUGCUGAGGUCAACGAGGCAAAGGCAGCAGCCAACAAGCGGUCCCCCACACCCUCCAAGAAGAUUGAGGACGCUACCCCUGCUCCCACCUCUCCUGCUCCGGCUUCUGCUGCUAUUAUCCCUUCCCAGUCCUCCAUUGAGAGUCUCACCUCAGGUGUUGGUCAGCUCGGCAUUGACGGCACAGUCACCAAAGACGGACCUGGAUCUGACGAGCUCAAGCGCAUCGCUGAUGCCCAAGCCGCCGCCGAGACCGAGGCCGCCAAGACUGCACAGCUCGAGGAGGCUGCAGAGGGUAACGAGGUAGAUCCUGGUUUCGCUGCGGCACUGGAGAGGCAAAGGCUGCGUCAGCUGGAAGCUGAUCAGUUGGUAUGUUCGAUCGCUAACAAAGAUGCGUGUUUGAUGUGUUCUGGUUAA